UGAUCAUGGCUGAGACCGAAGCUCCCUUCGAGACACUCUCAGAUGACAAUCAUGGUCCACUCAUAACUCUCGUAUCUGUUGCACUUUUGAUUGUCGCCAUUAUCUUUGUGGCAGCAAAGCUAUGCUCGGUGCUCUACUUCAAACAGCGUCGGUCUGCUGUCCAUACACCCGUAUGGCUAGCUCUGGCGCUACUAGUUGUCGAGGUGAUAGUGAUACAAAAAGGGGUUGACAGUGGGAUAGGUCGACAUAUUGACAGUCUUAGUGACACAGCCAUCCAGACAGCUAGCAAGUACCUCUACGCUGCGCAGCUUCUCCAUGUCAUUGUCCUCUCAUUAUCCGAAAUUUCUACCACGCUGCUCGUCUGGAAAUUGACUCCCCAUCGCGGCAUCCGCCAGACUUGUCGCAUCACCGUCGGCCUUGUAGCGGCCUGGACCAUUUUCGCCGUCUUUGGAGUUGCAUUCCAAUGCAAGAUGCCUGACCCUUGGCUCUAUAGCUCCUCUCACUGUGUUGGGAAGGGCUCGAUUCUCUAUCCUAUCUCGAUAAUACACAUAAUAACAGAACUUGUCAUCGUGGUCAUUCCAUUCUUUAUGAUGCGCAAUGUCCAAUUGACACUCACGACAAGGGUGAAGAUUCUAGCUGCUUUCUCAGCGCGCAUAAUUGUAGUAGCACUGGCCAUUGCAUACCUUGCCCUUCUACCAUCAUACCUUCUUUCGACAGAUAUAACAUGGACCGUCGUUAAUCCCAUGAUCUGCCAACAAGCCAUGACUUGCUCAACCGUCACCAUCGUCUGCCUACCCACGCUGUACCAUAUUUUUGCGGGCUUACAUUCCGGCCUAAUCACAACCAGACUGCCCGAUGAGGUCGAGCUGAAACAUACUCAUCCAUACGGACAUAAUUCUACACUUGGAAGUCAUGGAAGUAAAGGGAAAGGGCCCACAGAAGAAUUGGCGACGAUUGACUCGGUUGUGUCUGUGAAGAGGAAGUCGACCAUCAAAAGGUCGAGCUUCAGUGAUAGCACGAAGCGUUUGACUGAUGGAGAGAAGGGGGGCGGAGUGUUAAUGACGGUUGACAUUACAGUGGAGGUAGAGGAUCGAUAG
Messenger RNA from Aspergillus piperis CBS 112811, 1097 nucleotides. RefSeq lists its product as uncharacterized. The coding region runs from base 6 to 1097 and encodes 363 amino acids. The transcript has 6 exons. The record is from RefSeq and is a predicted model, not a curated record. NCBI's taxonomy places the organism in Eukaryota, Fungi, Ascomycota, Eurotiomycetes, Eurotiales, Aspergillaceae.